Molecule: messenger RNA, 3926 nt
Organism: Lycium barbarum (goji berry)
Lineage: Eukaryota; Viridiplantae; Streptophyta; Magnoliopsida; Solanales; Solanaceae
Exons: 4
Coding region: 2725-3750 (341 amino acids)
Biological process (GO): vesicle-mediated transport
Cellular component (GO): Golgi apparatus; membrane
Molecular function (GO): small GTPase binding
Source: RefSeq, a predicted model, not a curated record
AAAAGAAGCGGGAUUCUUUAGAAUUUAGACAUACAAGAAUUAGAGCUAGUGCAGGCCUAGGGGUAGAUCCACUGUCAUGGUUCCGGGCUCACCUAGUACUUUCGUCGCGGAGUAUAAUUUUAUAUAUGCAAAUUCAAUAAAAUUGCAACAAAUAGUAAAUAUGAACUCAUAACUUUAAAAUAUAAUGAGUUCACUGCGGAAAACCUUAAAAGUUGAACCCAUAAAGAUUAAAUCCUGGAUCCGCCUCUGGUGUGGCCUAAUGAUCAAUGAAGUGGGUUGAGAACCAUGAGGUCUCAUGUUCAAACUCCAACGGAGGCAAAAAAAGAAGGUGAUUUCUUCACAUUUGUCGAAGCCUUGGUAUAUAGAGUUACUCGGUGCCUGUCUUGAUAGGAGGUAGCAGGUACCUCGUGGAGUUAGUAUAGGUGCACAGGCGGGCCCGGGCACCACAACAAUAAAAAAUGUAUAUUCAAUUCUAGUAACACAACAAUAGCAGUGCUCAAUAUUGCCUUACGAAGUGUCUGUCCCACAUGUCUAAGAUGGUAUUGCCACCAAGCUUAAAAGAUGACCCACCUCUCUUGUCUUUUUGCACUGAGGAAAUUUUACUACAAUUAAGCUGAUGUUCAAACCUUACACACCAUAACUAAUUGCUCUGGCUUCUUGCAAAGUGAAGUUUUCACUUCAAGGCUCUGAAACCUAAUCUUGAAUUCAAAUAUACAUACUUCCUACAAUAACUUUGGAGUUUGAUUGAUAUUCAACAUAAACUUAAACUUGGAUGAUAUUGGAGAGAGUUUCUUCGAGGCUAGGUAUAUAUGUCCACUCAAGUCUUGGUCGUGGUAAAAUGGGUGGAUAACAUGAUUAUUAAUGUUAUGAACCUGUUGUCGCCAAUGUUGAGAAGAUUAAUUGCUAAUGUUUUAACUGUGUUUAUAUUGUAUCAUCGGUUGCUGAUGUCAUGCUUGGAUUAUCAUUGAAAUCGUCCAUGAUACUAUUCUUGCACCAGCGAUGGUACUGGCUUUACUUAACCUUAAGUAUUUAAGAUGUCACCAAUAGAAUCGGAAUCCCAAACACUGGCAUUGACAACAUCUUUGACCUUGAUUUGAUUUAAAUUGUUAACUUGACAGCUGAUAUGUUUUAAUCACCAAAAGAUAAUGGACAUUAUUAUAUUUGUCAACAAUGUUUUAAAUUUACUGGCGAGAAAUAUUCUCAACUGGCAUCUUUUACUUGGUGCACUUUCAUAUACCUAUAGAUAUACAUGGUGGAAAGUGGUGCUUUAUUUGGAAUUGGAGUUUUGGUCUGGAGAUGUUCAACCUAAAAUGGAAGAAUCUUGGUUGAACAACAAUAUUUUGGAGAGAUGUUGGCAUGCUACUGGUUAGAAGUGACAAAGUGAGGAAGAGCUGUGAAUUUUCCAGCAACGGCAAGGCUGGAUUAGGAAUGUUAGUUUUUGAACAAAACAAGUUAGGCGUAGUGCUAGUUCCUGCUUCAAUCUGUAUCUGUUUUUAGGUAGUGCCGGCAAACAUGAAAGUUUUGGAAGUUUGGCUGGAACUGUGAGCAAUUCAGUCCUGAUGUUGCUCUGUGGAGAUGGAACAAAGCUAAACUCAACCACUGGAUUGAAGGGUUCAAAGUGGAAAGUAGCCCAAUUCACUCUGUAACAAUCUCUCAUUUGCUCUAUGCAGACGAUACUUUAAUAUUUUGUGGAGCGGAGAAAUUGCAGGUGCAAUACCUAAACUUGACUUUAAUGCUUUUUGAAGUCAUCUCAGGGCUUCACAUAAACAUGAGGAAAAGCAAGAUCUAUCCUGUGAAUGAAGUGCAAAACUUGGCUGAAUUAGCAGAAGUCAUGGCAUGUGGCAUAGGCUCCUUUCCAUCUACAUAUCUUGGUCUUCCCUUGGGAGCAAAAUUUAAAGACACCGGAGUAUGAAAUGGGGUGAUAGAAAAGGUGGAAAAAAGGCUGGUAAAUUGGAAUAUGCAAUAUUUGUCCAUGGGAGGGAGGCUGACACUAAUCAAUAGUGUCCUGGAUAGCAUUCCAACUUAUAUAAUAUCCCUUAUUCCUAUGCCUGGUGAGGUGCAAAGUAAGCUGGACAAACUUAGAAGGACGUUUCUGUGGAAAGGUAACAGUGAAGAUCACAAAUUUUACCUUGUGAAAUGGGAAAAGGUUAUCCUACAAAGUAUCAGGGUGGGUUGGGAAUAAGAGAUCUAAACAAACACAACAAGAGCAUACUGAUGAAAUGGUGGUGGAGGUAUCCUCUGGAGAGAAGUGGUCAACGCGAAGUAUGGGAAACUUGACAACUGGUGCACCAAAAAAAAUACAGCCCCUCAUGGUGUUGCUCCCUGGAAGUACAUUAAUAAUAUGAAGGAUGAAUUCUUCCAGGAAGUGUCCUUUAGGAUUGGAAAUGGCACCUCUGUAAAGUUUUGGAAAGAUAAGUGGUUGCUUAAUAUUCCCCUGAAAGACUCUCAUCCUAGACUCUUCCUAAUAGCAACAGAACCAGACUCCACAGUUGCAAGCAACAGGGAGGGAAACAUUUGGGAUAUCCGUUUAGAGGAAAUUUGCAGGACUGGGAACUGGGAGAGAUCUUUGACCUGUUUAAAUCUUUGGAAGGUUUUCCAGUGAAUUCACAAACACCAGAUAGCCUGAAAUGGGGAGAAUCAAGCAAAGGGGUGUUCUCAGUGAAGGCGAGUUAUAAUAGGACGAAUACUAUCAAUGUUUUGACUGAUCCUUGGCCUUGGAAAUUGAUGUGGAAGACAAAAUUACCCACCAAAGUCAAGUGUUUUACUUGGAAAGCCCUCAAAAAUGCCACACUAACUCUGGAUAAUUUAAAAAAGAAGAAGAUCCAUUUGGUGAACAGAUGCUAUAUGUGCCAAAAAGAGUCAGAGUCAGUAAACCAUCUUUUUUUGCACUGCCCUGUUGCAGCAGAUCUCUGGCACAUGUUUACAGCAAAUUUUGGAAUCAGUUGGACAAUCCCAUAUAGCUUAAAAGGAGCAGUUGAAAGUUGGAGCUUAUGGAAAGUGAAAGAAACCAUCAACAAGAUCUGGCAAAUGAUACCUACAUGUAUAUUUUGGUGUUUAUGGAUAGAGAGGAACAGCAGAUGCUUUGAUGAUACAUUCUCUAAACCAGUAUCCGGUUCUGAUGAACCCCAGCAGGGUGGUUGGUUUCGUGCUUUCACUAUUGCUGCUUACAAGCCCUAUUUUGAUGUUGAUACCUCUGAUGUUCUAGAGAGGAUAAAAGAUUCUCUCUUUCCUUUCACGGGGUCCUUUUCGGAGAAGACUGCCAAUAACCCAGAUUUGUAUGGCCCGUUCUGGAUAUGCAGUACCUUGGUUUUUGUUGCGGCUUCCAUUGGCACAUUUAUUACCUAUAUAGCACACAAGCUACAGAACAAGGAGUGGAACUAUGACAUCAACCUGGUCACUUGGUCCGCGGGUUUAUUCUAUGGUUACUCCACUAUAGUUCCUCUUUGCUUGUUUCUAGUCCUCAAAUACUUCUCUGCCCCAUCUGGCCUCGUUCAGUUGCUUUGCCUUUAUGGCUAUUCCCUUUUUGUCUUCAUUCCAGCAUUGUGUCUGUCUCUUGUUCCCUGGGAGAUAGUGAGAUGGGUGGUUGCUGGUGUAGCUGGUUUCAUGUCUGCCACAUUUGUCGCUCUUAAUCUGAAACAUCACAUAGCAUCGGCUGGCGAAAGGUGGUUCUUCAUUGUCGCUGCUAUCUUCGUGCUGCAACUUGCACUUGCUUUGGUAUUGAGGGUUUACUUAUUCAACGUCACAGUAUAACUAUGAAACUAUUGAAAUGUGUCUAGGCUCAGUUUGAACAUGUUAUAUUAAUCACAGAGGAAGGAACUGUUCUUUGUAUCAACUUGACUGGAGUGUGCUUGGUCAUUGAAACGGAACUGUAUUCAUUCAUUUUUGACGAUAUACAAUAAUAUAGUUUCACCGUCACCAAAUUAAAA